Messenger RNA from Pungitius pungitius (ninespine stickleback), 1799 nucleotides. It is a transcript of the gene wbp4, whose product is annotated as WW domain binding protein 4. The transcript is spliced from 10 exons. Gene Ontology annotation, biological process: mRNA splicing, via spliceosome. Bases 142 to 1410 code for a protein of 422 amino acids. Gene Ontology annotation, molecular function: RNA binding; protein binding; zinc ion binding. Lineage: Eukaryota; Metazoa; Chordata; Actinopteri; Perciformes; Gasterosteidae. Gene Ontology annotation, cellular component: precatalytic spliceosome; nucleus. The record is from RefSeq and is a predicted model, not a curated record.
CGAGGGCUCAUCUCUGAGGCGAGUGACGAUGACGUCAUCAGAAACGGACAUUGUUGUCUUUCUUGAAAUGUGGGAAGCGUUUGUCUUUUUAUUUGUUUCGUUCUAAAUACCCUACUCGUACUUUAACCACUACGACUUGAAAUGGCUGACUACUGGAAGUCACAACCAAGGAAGUUCUGCCAGUACUGCAAGUGCUGGAUUGCCGACAAUAAGCCUAGCGUUGAGUUUCACGAAAGAGGGAAGAAUCACAAAGAAAAUGUGGCUGCAAAAAUCUCUGAGAUUAAAAAGAAGAGUGUUGACAAGGCCAAGCAGGAGGCGCGUAUGUCAAAAGAGUUUGCGGCAAUGGAGGAAGCUGCGCUGAAGGCUUAUGAGGAAGAUCUGAAGAGGAUGGAAAGGGAGUCGGCAGGAUUACCAGCCCAAAUACCCACACCGCCACAACCACAACCACCGGUAAAACCUCCUAUUGUAAUAAAUAAGACAAGACAUCAGGCCAAAAUUCAGAAAAAGCAAGAGAAAGAAAAAAAGAAGUUGAGAGCCCAAAAAGAGGCACAAACUUGGGUUGAAGGACGGACAGAAGAUGGACACGCGUACUAUUACAACAGCCUAACUGGAGAAUCUAAAUGGGAAAAACCAGAGGGUUUCCAGGGAGCAAAUCCAGCGCCUGCACAACCUGGACAGACGGAGAGCUCUUCAGGCUGUCCUUGGAAGGAAGCUGUCAGUCCUGAUGGUUAUAGAUAUUACUACAACUCAGAGACUGGAGAGACUAGCUGGGAGGAACCGGCAGGCUUUCCGAUUGAGCCACCUGGAACUGCGCCCUACAAAGGGCGAGAGAUUCAGAUGGAGCCUUCAACCACUCCGCUUGAGCCACCCCCAGGAGAAGAGGAGAAGUCCAGCGUGCCCCCCGUAUCUCAUCAAGCUGAAGCCCCCGAACAAGAAAGCCUGCAGCCCAAAACCCCAAAGAUCAGCUUCAGGAAAAGGAAAUCAGGAGAGCCAUCAGUAAAGGAGAGAGAAGCUAAAGUGAGUGACGACUCUCCUAAAGGGGAGGCUGAAGAGAUGAAAAAAAAGGAAGAGGUCCAAAGUGCGACGGCUGAACCUGAAGAGAAGAAGGUAGAGGCGGCUCCAGUGAGGAAACAAGCAAGAAGGGCAAAAACCACCAAUCCAUAUGGGCGCUGGGAAAAGAUCCAGGAGGAAGUGGAUCCAUACGCCAAGGUGGACUUGCAGCUUCCUAAGGUGGAGGGAAUCAUCGCAAGCAGCGCUCCGGCCGACAUCCCGCCGGAGCCAAAACCCAAGUUCAAGGAACGCAUCAUCACAUCCCUCGGAGUGGAAGGUGGACCUGCCUCGUUUAGGAAAAACAAGACACAGAACGGAAAAUCCAGGAGCAUCCGACAGAGAGACGACGAUGACGAAUGACCCAAAUUCAGUAGAAGUUGCAGAAUACUUCUAGACCCAUUAAAGGAUUUUUCUUUUUUACAUUAUUCGAGCAUAUUACAUUUAUUUUUAUUUUCUUUGCAUAUUGUUUGAGGACAAAUUUGAGAAGAACAAAACGACCACACAAAAAUAUCCACAUAAACUCAUGAUGAAGGUGUGCAACAUUUUUAGUCUUAGAAAUACAAUAUUGUCGAUUCAUCCGGCCGUUUGACGACGUCAGAUUUACUUAAAUACGACAAUUGUAAAAACGUUUUGUAUUUUCCAUAUUUGUAUAUUUCUUAUUGUGCAAACAUUGCAAUAUUUUUUUGUCAAAGCAGCCAUAUCCAAGAUGGCAACAUGAUCUCAAUAAAUGACUUUCUGAAUACUGAAAA